AUGUAAAAUCACAAAUAUAAGUAUAGCUUUACAAAUGUGCUAAUAUUUGUGUAUUUUUUUCUCAGUUUGAAGUUCGUACGUGUUCAUAUUUCGCACUCCAUGGUGCAUUGAGUUCAGGUCAUUGAAAGAGAAAAAAUUCCGCAUUUUGCUACCGAUAGUCGGUCCAUCAAACUCUGAAUAGAACGUGUGCUUACCUUUUGGCUAAACAUGAUGCAGCAAUCUUAUCACAAUGGAAGCCAAACAGUGUUUAGUAUUGAUUCGUUGCUUGCUAGCUCCAGAAGACCAGAUUAUGAAGGUUAUAAUGGGCAGUUCAUGACAAGGUUUCAGAAUUCUUCUGGCUUUUCUCCGACAAAUGUUUCGUCAGAGUAUCAGACUUUUGGAGAUACCAUCGGAAGAGAACGUCUUCAUCAUCGUAAUGAUUUUCAAGCUAUGACCUCUAGACCUCGUGAAAACAAACCAUUUGACAUAUCAUGUCAGUACCCUCAGCUUUUGGAUCAUUCACAUGGAAACUCGCGAAAUGAUUUGACUCAAAAUACGGAAGGAGACAGUAGAGAGGUCGGAAAUCGUGACAAUGAUAAUGAUAGUAAAAAUAGCAAAUCAAGAAGACGAAGAACAGCUUUCACAAGUGUACAAUUAAAAUGUCUUGAGGAAACAUUCCAGACCAAUAAGUAUCUCACAACAAUGGAACGAGACAGACUGGCACGAGCUCUUAAUCUUAGCAAGAAACAAGUAAAAACUUGGUAUCAAAAUAGACGAACAAAAUGGAAGCGUGAAAGUCUGGGUGAUCCUUUGCAAAAUUUUGCUGCCAAUCCUCAAACGUGUUUUCGCAUACCUCGACCAUCGUGUCCAAACCAUUUUUCAUCUUGUAAUCCAUAUGUGUCCCUAGCUAACCCUGUAUGUCCAUGGUAUUUGCAUCGUUAUAAUUCUUACGACAAUCUUCCGUCUUCCUAUGAUGUCCGACCAUCUACUUUUUCACUAUCAGGUUUUUCUGGGAUUUCUCACACUUGAAAAUCGUCGUUUCUUUCAUCUACUUAUGUUAGUCAAGCGAUUCAAAAUCGGCUAAUUUUUUGCGGAUUAAGCAGAGGCUAAUUAUCUUCAUUACAAGUUAUUGUAAAUAGUUUGAGCAGGCAAAAAUAAAUGACAGUUGUGUGUAGCUGUGAUCUUUCCAAUA
This is a messenger RNA of Xenia sp. Carnegie-2017, 1171 nucleotides long. Its product is annotated as barH-like 1 homeobox protein. Gene Ontology annotation, molecular function: DNA-binding transcription factor activity, RNA polymerase II-specific; RNA polymerase II cis-regulatory region sequence-specific DNA binding. NCBI's taxonomy places the organism in Eukaryota, Metazoa, Cnidaria, Anthozoa, Malacalcyonacea, Xeniidae. Gene Ontology annotation, cellular component: nucleus. The record is from RefSeq and is a predicted model, not a curated record. The coding region runs from base 208 to 1008 and encodes 266 amino acids. The transcript has 3 exons. Gene Ontology annotation, biological process: regulation of transcription by RNA polymerase II; cell differentiation.